UGAAAUCAUAACUAUUUUGUAAUGGUCAGUUCACAUAAGCCAUAACCACGCGUCUCUGCUACUUUACAUUACAUCCAAUCUCUCGUGAAACAACAACUGCUUCUUCCACCACUAUGACUACGACCACCACAACCGCGGAUAACAACGGCGGCAAAACGCAAACGCACAAGAAACAAGUGAGAAGACGACUCCAUACGAGCCGUCCUUACCAAGAGCGUCUCCUUAACAUGGCCGAAGCUCGUCGAGAAAUCGUCACCGCCUUAAAACAACACCGCGCUUCCAUGAGGCAAGCCGCCAAGAUUCCACCGCCUCCACCGCCGCAUAUUCCUUUUUCUGCGCCGCCGCCUCCACCUCCUCGUCCGGAUCCAUUUUCUUGGUCGAGUUCACAUCUCAACUUCCUCCUCCCCAAUAAACCACUAGGGCUGAACCUCAACUUACACGACUUCAACGAUUUCAUCCAAACCUCUUCGACAUCAUCAUCAUCGUCGUCAAAUUCUCCUUCAUCAUCCUCAGUAAUGUUUCCGACGACGUAUCCUCAAUUCUACUCCUCCCCUUCCCCUCCCCUUCCCACCUUCGCCGCUACAACAGAAUCGGUUCAUCACCAACCGCCAAAGCAGCUGAUGGAAUCGGAGAACGUGGUGACGUCAGCUUGGUGGUCAGAGCUCAUGAUGAAGUCGGUGGAAGAUGACGUGUUCCCGAAGUUAAGUGACGUGAUGGAGUUUCCUUCGUGGUUAAAUACAACAGAUGAAGAAGAAUUGUUUCAUCCUCACAAUCUCACCCAUUAUUACUCAUCCCCUCACAAUCCUCCAUUGUCCUGUAUGGAGUUUGGAGAGAUUGAGAGCAUGGAUGGAGACGACUGGCUUGCUUGAAACCACAAAGAGUGAUUCAUGUCUCUUUUUUUCAGACAUGGUAAAUCAACUCUUUGGUUCUUUGGUUCUUUACUUCUCUACUUCUUUUCUUAUUUAUUUGUGUUCCUUUCUGAUUUUUCUUUUCGUUCGGAGACAUAAGAAAGACAUUUUGAAUCUUUAAGAAUAACAGCAAGCUUGGGGAUAAAAA
Messenger RNA from Brassica oleracea var. oleracea, 1056 nucleotides. Its product is annotated as ELL-associated factor 1-like. NCBI's taxonomy places the organism in Eukaryota, Viridiplantae, Streptophyta, Magnoliopsida, Brassicales, Brassicaceae. Bases 114 to 869 code for a protein of 251 amino acids. The record is from RefSeq and is a predicted model, not a curated record. The transcript has 2 exons.